Molecule: messenger RNA, 1116 nt
Organism: Aphanomyces astaci
Lineage: Eukaryota; Oomycota; Saprolegniomycetes; Saprolegniales; Verrucalvaceae
Product: dihydrodipicolinate synthase, variant
Exons: 2
Coding region: 40-795 (251 amino acids)
Molecular function (GO): 4-hydroxy-tetrahydrodipicolinate synthase activity
Source: RefSeq, a predicted model, not a curated record
AUUCCAAGUGUGGCGAACUCUCAAUUGCACUCCAAAACCAUGGCAGGUUCCUCCAAGGCGCUUCGACUUGAAGGCUCGAUCACCGCGCUUGUCACUCCGUUCGUGGGUCACACGAAAGCUAUCGACUUCCCAGCGCUUCGCCGCAUCGUCGACGACCAAAUCGCCCGCGGCAUCAACGGACUCCUCUCGAUGGGCUCCACGGGGGAGUUCUGCACGGUUACUCACGACGAGCACGACAAGGUCAACGCCGCCGUCGUCGAAUACUCGGCCGGUCGUGUCCCAGUGAUUGCUGGCACGGGGUCCAACAGCACGAUUGAAGCCGUUCGACUCACGCAGGCCGCGAAGGAUGCCGGUGCCGCGGCAUGUUUGGUGGCCGCGCCGUACUACAACAAGCCGUCCCAACGAGGAAUGUACGAGCACUUCAAAGCGGUACAGGACGUGGGCCUUCCUGUGAUACUGUACUGCAAUGCUUCUCGGUCGGGCGCGACCAUGACAAUGGAUACGGUCGCCGCGUUGGCCAAGCUGCCGCAUGUGGUCGGAUGGAAGGAGGCGACAGCGUCCUUGACCCAGGCUUCUGACGUGGCAGCGCGUACGGACCUUGCAAUCUUUGCAGGAGAUGAUGUGCUGACGGUCCCUAUCAUGGCGAUUGGGGGGGUCGGGGUCACGAGUGUCCUGUCCAAUAUAGCGCCUGAGAAAGUGCUCGCGAUCACAGACGCCAUGCGACGUGGCGACUAUGCCGGUGCCCGCGCCGCCCAUUUCGCAUGUGUACGAUUGGUAUUUGGGAUAGACACUUGAAACUUGUGAUACGGAUUUGCUGACAUUUAGGUGGGGCUGACCCACGCCUUGUUUGAGACGGAAGUGAACCCCCAAGGCGUGAAAAAGGCCAUGGAGUUGCUCGGGUAUUGCUCUGCAGCAUGUCGACUGCCACUGGUGGAAGCGUCGGCGGCGUCCACUGCGAUCCUAACAAAACAGCUCCAAGCCGACGGAUUGCUGGAACAAUAAAAUAGGUUGUGAAACUUCCAUGGAUCAUCCCUCUGUUGAAGUCCACGAUUGGUGUUGAUGUGGUGCAUCUGGACAUUACAGUAAGAAAAGUCCGAUCAUAUGACCAAGUACUCG